Trematosphaeria pertusa is the source of this 792-nucleotide messenger RNA. RefSeq lists its product as uncharacterized. Bases 1 to 792 code for a protein of 263 amino acids. NCBI's taxonomy places the organism in Eukaryota, Fungi, Ascomycota, Dothideomycetes, Pleosporales, Trematosphaeriaceae. The transcript has a single exon. Gene Ontology annotation, molecular function: S-adenosylmethionine-dependent methyltransferase activity. The record is from RefSeq and is a predicted model, not a curated record.
AUGAAACGCUCAGCAUCGCGGAAUCCAUUCUUGCAGACAUCGCUGCCAAAGACGAUCGCCAUCCAUACCACCGAUCUUGCGCCGCCUAUGGUGGCCAUCUACAAUAUGCUCGCAGGACAGAAGGCCUGGCCAUCCCAAGCAAAAGUGAUGAAUUGCCGAAAGCUCGACUUUGCUCACUCGACGUUUACACACUCUUUCUUUUCGUUUGGACUGCCGAUCAUGGCGGACCCCGUCGCUGCUGCAAAGGAAAUGUAUCGCACGCUGAAGCCUGGAGGGACUGCUAUCACUGCGUUCUGGUUGAGAAUACCGCAGGGCGAGUCUGCCGGAGAGACGCGUCGUCGGAUCUGGGGACCGGAUGCCCCGCCUGCUAUUGAGCCGCAUCCGAGGCACAAAGAUGCAGCUUUUAAUCAUGAGCUUUUAGUGCAAGGCGGCUUCAAGUCUGCGGACGCGCAGCUGUAUGAGAAAUCGGCUGUUCUUCCGGUGGACGACCUGGACGAGUUUGCGUGUGCCAUCUGGUCUGCUAUUGGAGAGCUUGCUGGAGGCUGGACACAGGAUGAUGAAGUCCGCUGGGAAGAGGCUAUCGCUAUAUAUAAGGAGGUUCUGAGUCAAAAGAAAGGAUUUCACGUUGACAGGGAUGGAAAUGUUUCCUUUGAGGCUGUUGCCCAGAUUGCGAUUGUGAAGAAGGAAGCCUUCUGGAUGCGAUCUUCACGUGAGCUAGAAUGGCUGUCACGAAGUCGAAAGUACACCUCCACCCACACAGCUUAUCGGGUUCUUACUCCUCUUCCUCUCUAG